CUCCCUUAAAAUAUUUUCUCAUUAACAUUUUCUCCUUUUACGCUAUAUUGUUUGUACAUUGUUUAACAUGAAUGUAAAUGUUAUUGCAGAUAAUCACCACGGUGCUGUGACAGUAUUAUUAUUAUUUAUUUGAUUUAUUCAUUUUAAUUGGACGUAUCCGAUGAUUUUUUAUGUUAUUAUUAGAUUCAUUUGUAUAUUUAUUGUCAUUUAAUUGUUGAUUCUUUGGUCCCUCCUACAAAAGCUGUAACAUCUUAGCGAUUGGCCUGGUUGAAUCCCAAUGCACUUGAGACAAAGCUUUAAAUGUAAGGAGAAGUCACUAGAGUCACUCAUUUCACAUGCUCACACAGAGACGUUCUUCGCUCCAGUACUUUGGUAACUAGUUCCAUUGGUAAAUCUAUGCAGUGAAAGGGGUUAAGCUUGUGUUUUAAAUUGUGAUAUAUUUUACAGAUGAUGGAAAAUGCUACAGCUGUUACACUGUUGACUCUUUCAGGUUUAGAUUUUACAUUGGAGCACAAAAUUAUCCUCUUCUUGCUAACUUUACUAUGGUACUUAAUCAUUGUUUUGGGAAACGUUACUAUUAUUGUUGUCAUUAUUCAGGAUAAAAACCUUCAUGAGCCAAUGUAUAUCUACUUGUGUAAUCUAUGCAUCAAUGCUUUGUAUGGAACUAUUGGCUUUUACCCAAAAUUCCUUCUGGACCUUCUGUCAUCUCACAUCAUUUCUUAUGCUGGAUGCAUGCUACAGGGUUUUGUAAUACACUCAUCGGUUUGCAGUGAUUUUUCUAUCUUAACCCUGAUGGCAUAUGACAGAUAUGUGGCCAUUUGUCAACCUCUAGUCUAUCAUUCAUUUAUGACAAAACAGAGAGUCACCAUCUUUGUGUUUUUGUCCUGGCUCUUACCUCUUUAUUGCAUGUUUAUGAACACAGCAACAUUAUUAGGAUCAAGGUUAUGUGGCUCACACAUAAAGAGAAUCUAUUGUGUUAACUGGAUGGUAGUAACUCUUACUUGCUCACCACCGAAAGCUAACACAGGAGUUGCAUAUUUUAAUAUUUUGUUUUAUUUUGGACAUUUUUUGCUUAUUUUAUGGUCUUACGUGUAUCUGAUAAGAACAUGCCUGGUGUACACAGAAAACUGGGGAAAGUUUACGCAGACAUGCUUGCCACAUUUAAUCUCUCUUAUCACUUACUCCAUAACUGUCCUUUUUGAUGUAUUGUACAUGAGAUUUGGGUCUCAGAAUGUAUCUCAACAUCUCAAUAAUUUUAUGGCAAUGGAAUUUCUACUGAUCCCUCCAGCUGUGAAUCCAUUUGUAUAUGGAUUCAAACUUACCAAAAUUCGCAACAAAAUUAUGAAUUUAGUUUUAAUGAAAAGGACAGAUGCAAAGUGUCAACGUAAUAAUUUUCGCAUUAAAAGUUAGCUCUCAAACUGAGAUAUUAAUGCUGAACAACAAUUCAUUGUAUCAUGUUGGCCUGUAUCUAAAUGGCUAUGAAGUGGAAAGUAUAUCUGUUCAGAAACAUUUUCCUGUAAAUGAAUGUUAGUUGAAACUGUUAGACAGGGAGAUUAUGGUCAAUGCAGAAGAUCACAGCUUUGCAGUGACUCAUCUUUUCAUUUUAAAUUGCAUGUAUCUUAUCAACAGUUAAUAACAAAUGUUACUCUGUGUUCACUUGUUAUGUGAUGGUGCAAAAAACUUUUGGUACAGAAAACCAAAAGAAAUCUGAUGAUGAAAUCUGAAGCAAAUAAUUGUGAAAUGAUCAUUGAUGGUUUCAUACUGAAUAAAAGCCUGCUUACUGUAACAUGCAUGAUCUUAUGUAGUUAA
This is a messenger RNA of Scophthalmus maximus (turbot), 1809 nucleotides long. Its product is annotated as olfactory receptor 5F1-like. The coding region runs from base 448 to 1410 and encodes 320 amino acids. Gene Ontology annotation, cellular component: membrane. The transcript has a single exon. Gene Ontology annotation, molecular function: G protein-coupled receptor activity; olfactory receptor activity. Gene Ontology annotation, biological process: G protein-coupled receptor signaling pathway. The record is from RefSeq and is a predicted model, not a curated record. Lineage: Eukaryota; Metazoa; Chordata; Actinopteri; Pleuronectiformes; Scophthalmidae.